Drosophila suzukii is the source of this 1369-nucleotide messenger RNA. RefSeq names its product odorant receptor 23a-like. The record is from RefSeq and is a predicted model, not a curated record. Gene Ontology annotation, molecular function: odorant binding; olfactory receptor activity. Gene Ontology annotation, biological process: sensory perception of smell; detection of chemical stimulus involved in sensory perception of smell. Gene Ontology annotation, cellular component: plasma membrane. NCBI's taxonomy places the organism in Eukaryota, Metazoa, Arthropoda, Insecta, Diptera, Drosophilidae.
GAAAAAAUCCAGACAGGAUGGAACUCACCAAGAUCCUUGGGAUUGACUAUUUUCGUUACCAGUUGCUAGUCUGGCGAAUUUGUGGUGCCCUCGAUCUCUGCAAGGGAAACUACUGGAGUUGGGCGAUGGGCUUGAACAUUUUCACGUUCCUGCAGACGCCCAUGCUUUUAAAAUCUAUAUUCAGCUUUGAAGAUCCGAUGGAUAACAUCUUCAAUUUCGCCCUGGCGAUCACAUCGCUUUCCACUCUUCUUAAGUUUUUGAUGUACCUAUCGCAGCUAAAUAAGUUGGUUGACGUCCGGAGGAUUAUCAAUCACUUGGAAUCCCGGGUUUCUGGGGAGGAUCAAGUUAUCCGGCAUAGGAUAAUGUCCAGGCAUUUGCAAAGGCUAACUAUGAUUUUCCUGGUUCCCUAUGGCUUAGGGUUCCUCAAUGCUUCGGGAUCCUUUCUUUUCAAAAGCGAGCGCAGCUUGCCGCUGCUCAUGUGGUUUCCGUUUGACUGGAAAUAUUUACUUGUUGCCUAUCUCGGAGCUUUGGUCUUCCAGCUUGUUGGCCUUUUUGUUCAAAUCCUGCAUAAUUUUUCUGGGGACUCCUUUCCGCCCGUAGCAUUGUACCUGGUUUCCGAGCAAUGUCAGUUGUUGAUCCUAAGGAUCUCCAAAAUUGGUUAUGGCUCAAAGAAUCUGAAGAAGAAUGAACAGGAUCUUGUCAACUGCAUCGAGGACCAAAUUACGCUCUACAGCUUACUGGAAUUGAUUCAAUCCAUGAUUUCCUUACCCAUGAUGAUACAGUUCUUAGUUAUUGGCAUUAACACCGCAGUGACCUUGUUUGGACUAAUAUUCUAUGUGGAGGCCAUAUCGGAUCGCAUCUUUUAUGUGUGCUUUCUGUUGGGCCUCACUUUGCAGACUUUCCCACUUUGUUAUUAUGGAACCAAGGUGCAGGAAAGCUUUGAGGAGCUCCACUACGCGGUAUUCUGCAGCAACUGGGUAGACCAGAGCGCCACCUAUCGGGGAUAUAUGCUGAUCCUUUCGGAGCGCACCAAGCGACAACAGAUCCUCCUCGCCGGCAACCUGGUGCCCAUCAACUUGAGCACCUUUGUGGCCUGUUGCAAGGGAGCCUACUCCUUUUUUACCCUGAUGGCCGACCGAGAGGGCCAGGGCUCCCUAAACCGGAGGACUUAACUCUCAAUCUUCAUUAAAGCAAGAAUAACCCACAAAUAGCUUGUAUAAGCACCUAAUAUUUAAACGAAACAUGGUCAUGAUAUGUAAUUUAAUCAAAUGUAGGGAAUACAUUGUUAAACUAAAGAUCCAGAACUAUUUGAUUUAAAAAUUGAAGAACAAAAAAACCGUAGUCAAUUGAUUUCACAAUUUCCAUACAC